CCCCUGACGUUGUCUCGUUCAUCUUCAUCCGUCGUCACUCUCUCUUGUUUUGUGGUUUCUUAGGGUUUUUUUUUUGUUGGAUCCGCAAUGGCGAAUCUAAUGCAUAGAUUCAUCAAGAACAAGUCUUGCUUCAAUUCAAUCCAGAGGCUUACUAGUACUACUCCAUCUCUCUUCACAUACCAGAAGCCCUUCUUCAUCAACAACAACAACAUCGAGUCUGCUUUUGAGAAGCCCGAUCCAGUUUCUCUAGUUAACCCUGUGAUUACAGUCUCCCGGAAUGAAUUCGAUAACCAACCUAUGCGUUUUUACCCAAGUUUCUCUAUGGGGUUAUGCUUGAAUCCCAAUAAUAAGAUCCAAGGUCUGGAUCUAGCUGAAACAAAGGAAGAGGAGGAUGAGGAGAAAGAUGCGAAGGAGAUUGUGAUUUAUGCUGAUAGUGUGAAGAAGAAGAGAAAGAAGAAGAUGAACAAGCACAAGUAUAGGAAACUCAGGAAACAGCUUGGUCGCAAGUCUUAGAUUUUGCUGCUUCUCUUUUUAUUUGCUAUUCCGGUGAGAUUUUCAUUCCUUUCAUGUCUUGUCUAAGAUUAGGAUUCAAAGGAUGAACCUUUUUCUUUGAAUUGGAACAAAAAGUUUCUUUGAAUAGCCUUUGAGAUUCCCAUAUUACAGAUUACAACAUUGCAUUGUCAUUAGUCAUCUGUGUUCUUCUUUUGUUUUGUUUUGCCAACACAUUUCUAAUAAGAAAAGCUGUGUUAUGUCUUUAUUAUAACGUCAAUUGUUUGAAUUA
Camelina sativa (false flax) is the source of this 781-nucleotide messenger RNA. RefSeq lists its product as uncharacterized. The record is from RefSeq and is a predicted model, not a curated record. NCBI's taxonomy places the organism in Eukaryota, Viridiplantae, Streptophyta, Magnoliopsida, Brassicales, Brassicaceae.